Molecule: messenger RNA, 5169 nt
Organism: Lodderomyces beijingensis
Lineage: Eukaryota; Fungi; Ascomycota; Pichiomycetes; Serinales; Debaryomycetaceae
Source: the annotation of a GenBank genome assembly
AUGAGCUUCAAGUACUUCACUCCAGAAGUACUAGACCAAUUUGAUGGAGCAGGAAGCAUAGAGAUCCUCGAGGCGUUGGAUUCCUACGACGUGGCCAAUGCAGACAGCGAGACUGAGCUAGUGUUACUUUUCACCGAGUUGAUACUCUCAUACGAGGACGACAAACUUAAAAUUGUGAAUAUAGUGGAGUUCCUUAGCCAAUCAAUAAAAAAUGAUGAGAUUGCCAGGAUAUUUUGUCAAGUGUUGAAUGCAUUCCCCAUUGCAGAAAAGAGCCGCGAGUUGUUGUCGACUUUGAGCGAGAAGCAAAGCAUCAUCAAACCAGACACCAUUGCCUCGUAUAUCAGUGCUGAUUUGAUCAAAGACGCCGACCUUGUGCCGAAAGUGACACUCACCAAGACCUUGAAUGCGAGAUUGAGGGACAAGCUUUACACGCAGAACAAGUUCAACCUUUUGCACGAGGAGAUUGAAGGGUUUUCCAAAUUGGUCCUGGAACUUUGCAGCAUUUUCAGCAGCAAAGAUACCGAUCUACAGCUUGAUUAUGUAUUGCAAGUGAUUGACAAAUUGAUUGGUCACUACAAGUUAGAUCCCAACAAGACGCUAAGCUUGGUUCUUGAAGUUCUUUCCUGUUUCAUCUUUCUGAAACCAGAUUGCGUGGUGCUGCUAUUGAAGAAAAGCAAGUGGUGGCCCAGCAAAGAAAGCAACAACAACAACAACAACAACGCUUUAUCAAUUGAAACGCUCUCCGAGGGCGGAAGUGUAGUGGCGUCGCAUGUGCUAGGGAUGAAAAUCAUGGCUCACCCGGGCAGCCGAGACUUUCUGGAUAACACCACCAACAUGAUUGCGAUUUUGAUCAAGGAGGGGUUUGUGAGUUUUGGGUCCAUUUACAAGUACAUUCGCCCCGAUGAUGAAGGCAUGAGGCUGUUUGAAGAAGCAUACAACUCCGACUUGCAAGAACAAGUACUGAAGGCUGGAGCAAACGCGCUUGCACUCGCUGCGCCACUCGCGGAUGAAGACGAGGAAAAACCUUUGGAGAAGAAAAAGCUAGUGGAAACUACGGAAAAGCAGGCAGUAGUAGAAAAGAACCACCGAUUGCAGUUUUUAAAAGCGUUUGCUGCCAAUGGGCUUUACAUGCCGUGCAUUUACGUGUUGUCGCAAAACCCAUUUCUCGCACACUUGGAUAACGAAAUAAAGCUUGUCUUGAGCAGAAUGUUUGAUGCAAUGCUUGACCCCUUGUACGAGAGCAUCAGCGAUUUCAGCAAAAGUGAGCUUUGCCAUCUCGCUACAAGCAAAAUGACACACGUUUCACGUCCGGGAAACAAGGUCUCAAAAGAAGCGCCAAAAUUAAACCAUCGUAUCAGUAUUAGCUUCAAAGUAUCCGGAACCGACUCUAGUCAAAGCCAGAGUCAAAGCCAGAGCGUAUUGCAUUUCUUUAACCGGACUUGGAGCGAAACAUUACCCAAGAUCAAAGACUUUGAGUCUCUCCUCAAAGUGUCGCAGGAAUUCCUCAAAUUUAUUGCCCUGGACCUUGCUGAGAACGUGCCCUUGUUUAUCAAGCUUUGCGACGUGAUUAAAUCGUUUUCAAACCAAGAGCAAUACAAAGAACCGAUUUUCCACUACUUUAGAAACUAUAUCUUCCCAGUGAUGCCCUUGAUCAAGGGCAACUCCAUAGCCAUCGACAAGGCAUUUGCGAUUCUUGCAGAGUAUCCGCUUGAAGACAGAUUCAGUGUCUAUGGAGAAUUGUACAACAACUUGAGAAAAAACGACUUGGGUGUGAAAAUUGCUUACAGUGUUGCUGAAAAAUCGACAAAGGACGUCUUGAAAAGACUCUCCAAGGAAAACAUCCGCCCCAUGAUGCGAAGGCUCGCCAAAAUUUGCUUCUCAAACCCACUUCCAUGCUUGUUGACUAUUUUGCAGCAAAUCGAGAGUUACGACAAUUUGAUUACCUUGGUCGUCGAAACAGCUCGUUAUUUCAAUGCUUACGGCUGGGAUAAUUUGACGGUGGCCAUAUUGAUGCGAUUGAGCUCCGACAGAAGCUCGAGCCUGGGCAAUGGGAUGAUCGACCGACAGUGGCUCCAGUCGUUGGCUUCCUUUAUUGGCAAGAUAUGCCAGCGGUAUCCAAACGCUAUAGACAUACGAACAAUUUUACGAUACCUUUUAAAGACGUUUUAUCUGGGAGAAAGAACCGGGUUGCUCGUGCUCAAGGAAAUGCUAGUCUCAAUGGGCGGAAUACGAACCACAUCGGAUUUGACUUUGAAGCAAGUGGACAUGAUAGGAAGCGGUUCCUCUUUGCAAAAGAUGGUUUAUCGUGUCAUUGACGACGUGCGAUGCGAAAGAGUUGUGUCGGGGAGCCAUUUGUUCAAUUGCUUCGUGGAGUUGGGAGCGAUUAACGAAGUUGUCAUUCUCCUUUGCACAAUACUCAAUGACUUGAUAUUUGACCGCACCGAAAACCAAUUGAAAGUUUUGGCCAGCAGAGCCGACGAUAUCAGCGAGGUUCUCAAAUUGUUCAUUACCAUGGUGGAGUUCUUUGGAGAUGCGGACGUGAAUAUUCUUUCGAUCCAGGAUUUCCACCAAAAACAUGGCAUCCCAGUCGAAUGGAUUUUCGACUUGUGGCGAACGAAAAAGAUGGAUUUCCUCGAGCAAUACGAGAAUUUGGCAAGCGGCGUGUGUCCCGAGGGUUUAGCUCCAAGUUUGUUUUACUUAUUUUGGGCCUUGUCGUUGCAUGAUAUCAACUAUCUGGAUCUGCUAUAUGAAGGGGAAAUCGAAAAAUUGGAGGGAAGCAUACGAGGCUUGCGAAACUCAAUGACAAUCAAUGCUAAAAACUCAAACUUUUCGCGUGACAUGAUUGAUAAGUACAGGAUAGAAAUUGAAGAGAAUAGGCGGUUCAUUGCGCAGAUACCAACAGAUAAAGAAAAACACAAGGAGCUGAAUGAAUUGGUGAGCAAAAAAUUAAGAGACGCAUCUGCUGAGUGGUUUUCUUCUCCUUCUUCUGAGAAACUGCACAAAAACUUACAAAACUUUGUGCAAUUUUGCAUCCUUCCUCGAGCUGUGCAUUCUCCAUUUGACGCUGUUUUUGCCGCUAGAUUUGUGUUUAAGAUGCACGAGUUGGGUGUUUCAAAUUAUGCUUUGAUGGAAGCUUUGGAUCUUUUGUUUGACUCCGAUGUCAUUCUUUCCACUUUGUGUUCGUCGACACCGGCGGAAGUGGAAAGUCUCGGGUUCUUUUAUGCCAAUCUUUUAAAAACGCUCAACGAGAUGACAAGUGAAAAAGAAGAAGAACAAGAAAAGUUUUCCAAGGGGUCAAAUUUGGGAGAUUUUGAUGCGUUUAGAAACACAGUGUACCACUAUCAUGCUAACCUCUUGACUCAAGUAGACGCUGCUUUGCUGGCACCGGACUAUAUGUCGAGAAGCAACACCAUAUUGUUGCUAAAGGGGUUGAUCAGCGUGUUCCCUAUCGCAGAAGAUCAUGGCGAAGAAGUUGUGAAAAUCAUCGAGAAAGUAUUAUCCGCCGAUGCAAGAGAGGACAUUAGAUUGUCGUCGGGUGCUUUAUUAGGUCUUAUUAAGGCGAGAACGAAGCUAUGGCUCCCAAUCUAUGAUUUGAUUCCAAUGAGUGAGGAAGAAAAACAAACAGUGAUUGAAACCAAAGCCAGGGUUUUAAAAGAGAAGGAGCUCGCUGAGAAGAAGGAGAAGGAGCAGAAGGAGGAAGAAAAAAGGCUAGAGAGGUUAGCUCGUGAAGAGGAGCAAUUGAUUAAGAAACGAGCCGGUGCCAUAAACUAUACCCUGCUGCGUGCUCCACAAAGCAGGCCGCUAUCUAGAAGCGCGAUUAAUUCAUCCGGCAAGUAUGAGGAGUACGCCGUAUCGAAUGCAAAGAGCGAGCAAGCGGCCAACGUUUCCACUAAUGUCAAUCUCGACGACGCUUCCUCGAGAAAGGGAGAUGGUGUUAAAAUCGACAUUCGAACCAGACUCUCGCAAAUGAAGCAGGAAGACCGCGCGAGAGCGCGGUCGGAAGAACCGCCAGAGGUUAGGGCAAAAGUUGUAAUAAAAGGCGAGUCACGGCAAGAUGAAGGAAAAGGUGAAGGAAAAGAUCCAGAGGCUGACGUGGAGAUGAAAGACGGUUCACACCCACGCAAUGAGGACAACAGUGCCGACGUGGUGAACGAGGAAACCACUGUCAAUGGCGACAAGGACGUCAAAGACAAGGACGACAAAGGCGACGGCUCUGCGAUGGAAGGUGCUCCAGAGAAGGCGGAAGAGACGGAGGCCAUGUCGGUAGAAGAAGAAACAGAAGGAUAUGACGUUGCAGAAAAGAUGGAAGAAAGGAAAGGAAAACCAGGUAUUAAAGGCCAUGAAGGAACAGAAGCGACAGCAAGUAUUGAAAACACAAAGCAAGAAGAAGAAGAAGAAAAAGAACAAACUGAAGAAAAGAAAGAAAAAAAUGAUGCGGGAAAAUCGUAUGGGCAAUCAUCAAACGGCGUCGACUAUGACCAUGACCAUGACCAAGAAAAGAAAUCAGCUCACGAUGAUGUUCAAGCCACCAAAAGAACUCCGUUACCGCCGCAGCUGGAAACUGUGAGGGCCGCAUCAUCAUCAUCAACAUCAACAUCUUCAGCCACCAAUUUGGCUCAAGCAAGACCACCGUUGCCACCACAAAGCCUGGUGGUCCACGAGUCUGACGCUAGCAGUACUCUGGCAGCAAGACGGCCGCUUCCUCCUCAGAAACAAUUGCUCGGUAAAAACGAGAUUCCUAGAGCCCAACCUCGUGGAAAGUAUCCCAUUGCAGCAAAUUUCCCUACACACCAAACUGACCCUUCAAUUCCACCGCCACCUUCAACGCCUCCAAUCCCAGCAAAUCCAAGACGGAGUACAUUCGGAUCCGGUAAUCAUAGAAAUAGUUUCCAUGACCGCGACCCUGGAGGACCACGCGGACGGGCGCACGAUGGCUGGCGCAGGCAGGACAAGGCUCAUCAGCCGUCUCCGGCUAGAAACGAGGCAAAAACCGUGGACGCAGAUGACAGCAGACCCAAGAUGCGAGGAGCUACUUAUGACAAUCGUAGUCCGCCGGCUCGUGGUCCCGGUGGUGGAGGAGACGAUUCUGGACAACGUCAGUUCGAUAACAAAAGACGCAGCGAUGGCCACAACGGAAGGGCAGGUUAUAAGAAGAGAACUCGAUACUAG